Molecule: messenger RNA, 1710 nt
Organism: Geodia barretti
Lineage: Eukaryota; Metazoa; Porifera; Demospongiae; Tetractinellida; Geodiidae
Source: the annotation of a GenBank genome assembly
AUGUUUUUCGUCGGUGGUGGGCUCGCCCUCCUCUUUAGAUGGCAACUCGCCUAUCCCGAAAAACCACUACCUAUCAUCGGUGCCUCGCAACAGUACCUUGAUGAAGGUGAAGUUGUCACAGGUGCUGACAGGAUGUGGGAGAAAAUUUAUGAAUCCGAGCAAGAGGAGUGGCUUGAGGUAAACAUGCCCAGUGGGGUCGUCGAACCGGCAUUUUACAACAUGUUGUUUACGAUGCAUGCCACUAUUAUGGUGUUCUUCGUCGUGGUUCCGAUCUUGGUGGGGGCUUUCGGAAAUUUCCUGAUUCCGUUGAUGAUUGGGACACGCGAUAUGGCGUUUCCUCUCCUCAAUAUGAUCUCCUUUUGGCUCGCAGUCCUCGCCGCAAUUAUCAUGACAGUCGGGUUCUUUGUCCCAGGCGGUCACGCGGCUGCUGGAUGGACAGGCUACGCACCCCUCUCCUCCGAUCCGCAGUGGACAGGUGUCGACUGGGGACAAAACCUCUGGGCGAUUAGUCUGCUCAUUCAAGGAUUUUCCUCGAUGGUCGGAUCUAUUAACUAUAUCACCACGAUUAUCAAUAUGCGCGCACCCGGGAUGACGUUCUUCCGACUCCCGUUAGUUAUCUGGUCUCUUUUCAUCGUCGCGAUCCUGUUGCUACUCGCCUUCCCCGUGCUGUCGUCUGCGCUCGCACUUCUCAUCUUUGAUAGACUUGCGGGAACGACGUUCUUCAGUGCAACAGCUGAAGGCGGCGGCGACCCGCUCUUGUGGCAGCAUCUCUUCUGGUUCUUCGGACACCCUGAGGUUUAUGUCCUCAUCUUACCCGGUAUGGGUAUUGCCUCUGAAUUAAUUGCUGUCUUUUCACGGAAACCGAUCUUCGGAUACCGUUCUAUGGUUUACGCAAUGAUUUCCAUCGCGUUUUUGGGAUGGAUUGUCUGGGGACACCACAUGUUCCAAAGUGGAAUGCAGCCCGGACUCGGCUCUGUGUUCAUGACAACAACCAUGCUCAUUGCGGUACCUUCAGCUAUCAAAACAUUUAACUGGCUGGGCACAAUGUUCCGAGGUUCAAUCCGAUUCACGGCACCGAUGCUCCACGGUAUCGCUUUCGUCUCAAUGUUUGUGAUUGGUGGGUUGAGUGGUAUCUACAUGGCAAACACACCUGUUGACAUCUUCAUCCACGAUACGUAUUACAUUGUCGCACAUAUUCACUAUGUGGUGUUUGGCGGAAGUCUAUUCGCUAUUUUCGGUGGUAUCGUCUUCUGGUUCCCGAAGAUGUAUGGACGCUAUAUGAACGAUGUACUCGCCAAAAUUCAUUUUUGGUUGACGUUUAUCGCGUUCAACUGUACCUUCUUCCCGAUGCAUAUCCUCGGCGUAGGUGGACACAUGCGGCGUAUCUCUAACCCGAUGCAGUAUGAAUUCCUACAAGGGUUUGAAGGCAUGAACAUCUUUAUCUCGAUGAGUGCGUUUACCCUUGGGUUUGCACAGUUGAUACUUGUCUUUAACUUCUUCUGGAGCAUGUACCGUGGGAAAGUUGCCGAACAGAAUCCGUGGCAGGUGAACACCUUGGAGUGGGAGGCACCUACGCCGGUACCGCAUGGCAAUUUCGUUCAAAUUCCAACUGUCUACCGCGGCCCCUAUGAAUAUAGUGUUCCCGGUGAGGAAUCUGAUUGGAUUUCGCAGGCACAGCCUGAACAUGCGCCCGCGACAAGCGGUGACUAA